AAUGUCUUACACACAAUGCCAUAUCUGUGUGAAAUUUUCUUCAACAAAUUAUGAUUUGCAGAGUUAAUUAGAUGGUGAUGUAGUUUUUAUUGUCUGAAAGAGAAGAUGGAAUUAGUGAGCAACCAUAGCUUCUUGGACGUGCAUGGUAGGAUUGCUGACAAGCGAACAACGGGAGGAUGGAAGGCCUCAUCCUUUAUCAUAGGGAACGAGGUGACGGAGAGGUUGGCGUUCUUUGCAAUUGCAGCGAACAUGGUGUCUUAUUUAGUUUAUGUAAGGAGUGAAUCUCUUCCCGACGCUGUCACUCACGUUACUGGUUGGAUUGGAGCUGCUUAUGUGCCUACCCUCUUCGGAGCCUUUCUAGCUGAUGCUUACUUGGGUCACUUCAGAACCAUCUUACUUUUCUCCGCCAUUUAUGCUGCAGGGAUGAUUUUGCUGACAUUUUCAGCUUCCCAGACUACUAUAUGGCGACACUGCGGCUUUACGGCAUGCGAAGCAGCGACCAAAGGUCAAACCUUUUUCAUAUAUUGUGCACUUGCACUCAUUGCCUUAGGUACGGGUGGAAUCAAGCCCUGCAUCUCCUCCUUCGGGGCUCAUCAAUUUGACGACGCAGACCACAAAGAAGUUCAGAUGAAACCUUUAUUCUUCGACUGUUUCUUUGUCGCCAUUAACGUCGGUGCCAUUUUUGGAAUUACGCUAUUGGUUUACGCACAACAAACUGUUGGGUUUCGCUGGGGUUUUGGAUUAUCCGCAGCCGCCGCCAUUUGUUCUAUCCUUAUCGUAGUUGCCGGUGUCCCUUAUUACCGUUUCAAAAAGCCAAUGGGAAGCCCUUUCACUAGGUUUCUUCAGGUUGUGGUAGCUUCCACCAGGAAUCAUCUCAACGGGGUUUAUCUUACAAAUCAUGAAACUCCUCUCUUUGAGGUUCAAACAACGGAGUCCGAUGUCGUUGGCUCAACCAAGCUUCCUCACACCCCACAAUAUAGGUUUUUUGACAAAGCAGCGGUUAUGGUAAAUGCUGAAGACAAAAGCAACCGGUGGCGCAUAUGCACGGUGACACAAGUAGAAGAGUUCAAAGCCUUCAUUCGAGUCCUUCCGGUGUGGGCUUCCACCAUCGCUCUCUCUCUGUCCUACGCUCAACCCUUAACCUUCUUCCUAGGCCAAGCCAAUAUCAUGGACCGAACACUUGGUGUCAGCUUCGUAAUUCCCACAGGUUCUGUCCCUGUCUUCGGCGCCAUCACUCUCAUCCUCCUACCCAUCUACGAGAAACUCAUUGUCCCCUUUCUCCGCAACCUCACCGGCCACCACCGCGGCAUCACAUCGCUGCAGAGAAUAGGGGUAGGGCUGUUCGUCUCGGUGUUCGCCACGGCUUCCGCGGCGUUGGUCGAAAUGAAAAGACGGAACUACUACUCCGUGCAGUUAAGCAUGAGCGUGUUCUGGUUGCUCCCUCAGUUUUUGCUAAUGGGCAGUGCUGAAGUUUUCACCUACGUGGGGCAGUGGGAGUUUUUCUACGAUGAAGCCACGGAUGGGACAAGGAGCAUUAUCAGUGCGAUGUGUCUGUGUGGGAUUGGGAUCGGGAACUGGUUGAGCACUGCGCUGGUGAAGAUCAUUGAAGCUGCGAGUGGUGGACAAGACAAAGGGUGGUUGAGGGACAACCUUAAUGAGAGUAGGUUGGACAACUUUUACUGGGUUUUAACGGCUAUUAAUGGAGUCAAUUUUUUGGUUUACCUGGUUGUGGCGCAUUGUCACAGAGGGAAUGGAGCACUUGUUAUGGAUGAGGCCAUGGCUGAUGAUGAAUUCACCAAUCCCAAAUACUCACAACCAUGAAGGGGAAU
Messenger RNA from Vigna unguiculata (cowpea), 1829 nucleotides. Its product is annotated as protein NRT1/ PTR FAMILY 8.2-like. The record is from RefSeq and is a predicted model, not a curated record. Gene Ontology annotation, molecular function: transmembrane transporter activity. NCBI's taxonomy places the organism in Eukaryota, Viridiplantae, Streptophyta, Magnoliopsida, Fabales, Fabaceae. Gene Ontology annotation, cellular component: membrane. Gene Ontology annotation, biological process: oligopeptide transport; transmembrane transport.